Molecule: messenger RNA, 1059 nt
Organism: Entrophospora sp. SA101
Lineage: Eukaryota; Fungi; Glomeromycota; Glomeromycetes; Entrophosporales; Entrophosporaceae
Source: the annotation of a GenBank genome assembly
AUGGCACAACCACAAAAAUUGCAAGGAUACGAAUUUUAUAACAAAGUUUUAAAAAAUGCAAAAUAUAUAUUAGCUCCAAUGGUGGAUCAAUCUGAAUACUCGUGGAGAGUUUUAUCACGCAGAUAUGGGGCUCAAGUAUGUUAUACACCUAUGUUACAUGCAAAAAUGUUUUGUGAAGAUAGUAAUAAACAGUAUCGAAAAGAUGUUUGGUCAACUGGAAAAGAUGACAGACCAUUAAUUGUUCAGUUUUGUGCAAAUGAUCCAGAUAUAUUAUUAAAAGCAGCUUUGAAAAUUCAAAAUGAUUGUGAUGGUGUUGAUUUAAAUUUAGGAUGUCCUCAACAUAUUGCAAGGAAAGGUCAUUAUGGUUCUUAUUUACAAGACGAAUGGGAAUUAAUUUAUAAAUUAAUAAACACACUUCAUAAAAAUCUUUCAGUUCCUGUAACAGCCAAAAUCCGUAUUUUUCCUGAUGUUGAGAAAACUUUAAGAUAUGCAAAAAUGAUUGAAAGUGCUGGUGCACAAUUAUUAGCAGUACAUGGUCGAAUACGUGAUCAAAAAGGUCAUAAAACUGCUUUGGCUGAUUGGGAACAGAUUCAACUUAAAAUACCAGUUUUUGCUAAUGGAAAUAUUCUUUACUUUGAAGACAUCCAAAAUUGCAUAGACAUAACUGGUGUUGAUGGAAUAAUGUCAGCUGAAGGAAAUCUUUAUAAUCCGGCAAUUUUUGCUGGAAUAAAUCCUCCAGUAUGGCAAAUGUCAGCUGAAUAUUUAGAGAUUUGUAAAACUAUUUCCACCAGACUUACUUGUAUUCGUGGUCACCUUUUUAAAAUUUAUAAGCCUGCACUACCUUUUCAUGUAGAUUUAAGAGAAAAAUUAGGUAAAGCAAACAGUUUUGAAGAAAUAUGUUCAAUAUCUGAAGAAUUAAAUAAACGAUUAAUGAAAACAGCUGCAGAAAAUGAUGAAAAUAUAGACAUUAGGAAGGAUGAAAAUGGUUACAAAACAUUUCCUCAUUGGAUUUGUCAACCUUGCAUACGUCCUUUAUCGGACAGCAAUGAAGCUAAUUAA